Messenger RNA from Musca vetustissima, 474 nucleotides. RefSeq lists its product as uncharacterized. Lineage: Eukaryota; Metazoa; Arthropoda; Insecta; Diptera; Muscidae. The record is from RefSeq and is a predicted model, not a curated record. The transcript has 2 exons. The coding region runs from base 1 to 474 and encodes 157 amino acids.
AUGAAAUCCAUAGAAACCCAUUCGGAUAAUCCGGAUUUGGUGAGUUUCCACGACUUCAAAGUGGAGAGGAUACGUCGUGGUGUCUAUGCCGCUUCGGGGAGAUUUAUACAAAAUUUUGAUAUUGUGGAAGGUGAUGAUUCGGAGAUUGAAUUCCUUUCGUAUCGCAGUGAAAAUGGUGUUCGCCCCUAUAGGCCCCUACCAUUUAGGGUGCAACGUCAACAUUUCUUUUCAUAUUUGAAUUCAUUUUAUCGUCUGAUAAUGGAUACCCUGAAGGAUUGUUCCAAUAUGCCGGUGUUUGAGGAUAAAUUUCAGCCUCCAUUUGAAAAGAAAACCUACAUCUUGGACAAAUGCCAAUUUAAUCAGGAAGAAUUUCCACAACACCUGCAGGAGGGGUUCUAUAAAAUUGUGGUCAAUGGUUAUGGUGCUGCCAAUUGGAAUUUGAUUUUAGUAGUUCAAGUUCAAAAUGAGUGGUGA